UAAUUCCGUGGAGCUCUUACACUUGCAUUUACCAUCAAUCACGCCUCCGCUUGCUUCCCGCAGGCCGGCUUCUUUAUUCUCGUUACCACAUCGUGCCCGAUCGCCCAAAUGGUCUUGUGAUUGCUCCUCCCUGUCAUCGGUUACAACUCGAUCCCAAUAUUCAAAAUCUUAUAAAGUUCCCCAUUCAUAUCCUUUGAUCCCCCAUUCUUCUACUCCACUGGUCUUUUGUCCCCCGUAGUUACCUACCCCACACCGUAAAACAAUUUCACCGGUGUCCCUUUCACCAUCCCGUCAUUCAAAAUGUGCAAUCUCGAAACCGAAGGAACAAAAUUUGGAUGUGGGCAUUACAAGGUGACGCGCAAACUGAAGAAGAUCGAUUGCUACAACCAGUAUUGCAUCCACUCCGUCUAUCAUCCCAGGAAUUGUCCUGAUUGCCAUUGCGAACGUUACUUCGGUCCCGACGCAAGAGAAACCAUCACCCACAGAACAGCCGAUUACUGUGUUUCAUGUCAGUACUGGUUCAAGGACGGAGCUUCCCAGCGUCGUUAACCUCGAUGGUUUCGACCGCCCCGGUGGCUUCUUCGCUAAAUCUAUCCAGAAAGCAUCUAUAAUGCCGUUUUAUUCUAUUAAUUAUCACUCUAGUCACGCCUUGCUUUGCACACCACUUUGCUGUGUCAUUUUGUAGUUCUAGGCUUACUUGUCGCAUAUUUUACUUACGCAUUAUUUAUCU
Molecule: messenger RNA, 730 nt
Organism: Suillus discolor
Lineage: Eukaryota; Fungi; Basidiomycota; Agaricomycetes; Boletales; Suillaceae
Exons: 6
Coding region: 301-549 (82 amino acids)
Source: RefSeq, a predicted model, not a curated record